AGCAAAGCAACCGAGCCAGUCAGCAUCACGUGUGCGGACGUGACGGCUGUGUUUCGUGCGCCGCGGCUCUAUUAUUCACGCGCCAUUUGACAGUUGUGCCGUGUAUAAUAAUGACAGUAGUGAAUCACUGUACAACGUAGUGGUUGUUGCUGUUAAUCAAAACGUGAGCAGUUCGUAUCGUGUGAUAUUCAUGGGAUGCGAGAGAUCAUAAUUUUACAGUUUCUUUACAUAGAACCAUGGGAAUACACAUCAAUCAAAGCAUCUACGUUAUUUGAUUGAACUGACAUUUUAAACAUUCUUGUGUGCGUGCAAUGCUGACAAGUACUAGUUUGUGAGUGUGCGUGCGAUGGCGCGUAGUGCUGUGGCGUUGUCAGCCAUACUGGUGUUGGUUCUGUCGCUGUUGGAGACCACGUUCGCUCACUACACGUCGACAUGGGCCGUCCACAUACCAGAAGGGAAGGACGUGGCGGAUGCAGUCGCCGUGGAACACGGGUUCGUCAAUCUUGGAGAGAUAUUCGACAAUCACUACCACUUUCAUCACAACUCGAUUGCUCGGCGGUCGCUUACGCCAGCACACGAGCAUCAUGGAAGGUUGGAAGGAGACGCGAGGGUACGAUGGGCAAGACAACAACGAGCCCUCUCCAGAAAGAAAAGAGAUUUUAUACCAAUACCUUCAGACCUCAGUUCUACAGCUGAAACAAAAACAUCGUACGCACCCGCGGCGUCGUCAGCGUCGAAACGGGAUGCGGGCUUGAAACGAGAGCUCCAGCCGUCACGGGUGAAGGCGCGGCCACGGGCUGCCGACUCCAAAUUCCAGCUCAAUGACCCCAAAUGGCCUCAUAUGUGGUAUUUAAAUCGCGGUGGUGGUUUGGACAUGAACGUGAUACCAGCGUGGCGGGAAGGCAUCACCGGCAAGGGCGUCGUGGUCACGAUCCUAGACGACGGCCUCGAGACUGACCAUCCAGACUUAAUCAACAAUUACGACCCGAUGGCGUCGUACGACGUUAACGCACACGAUUCCGACCCCCAGCCCCGAUACGACAUGAUCGACUCGAACAGACACGGCACGAGAUGUGCGGGGGAAGUCGCGGCUACUGCUAAUAACUCGCAGUGUGCCGUUGGCGUCGCCUUCGGAGCCAGUGUUGGAGGAGUUCGUAUGUUGGACGGUGACGUCACGGACGCUGUGGAAGCAAGAUCGUUGAGUUUAAACCCUCAGCACGUGGAUAUAUACAGUGCAUCAUGGGGCCCCGAUGAUGAUGGAAAAACUGUGGACGGCCCUGGUGAAUUGGCUACUAGAGCGUUCAUUGAAGGAGUUACUAAGGGUCGCAACGGAAAAGGGUCGAUAUUCGUUUGGGCAUCAGGAAACGGCGGCAGAGAGCACGACAACUGUAACUGCGAUGGCUACACCAACUCAAUAUGGACCUUAUCGAUAUCUUCAGCGACGGAGCGCGGUGAAGUGCCGUGGUAUUCAGAAAUGUGCAGCUCCACUCUAGCAGCUACAUAUAGCAGCGGGGCUAUUAAUGAAAAACAGGUGGUGACCACAGACCUGCAUCAUUCGUGCACAGCCUCCCACACCGGUACUUCAGCAUCGGCACCCCUCGCUGCAGGCAUCUGUGCUUUAGCUCUGCAAGCCAACCGAGAUCUGACGUGGAGGGAUAUGCAGCAUAUAGUGGUGCGCACCGCGCGACCAGAAAGGCUGAGCAUCGGCGGUGAAUGGCGCGUGAAUGGAGUCGGUCGCAACGUGUCCCACUCGUUCGGUUAUGGACUCCUGGACGCCGCUGGUAUGGUUCGGCUGGCGAGGACCUGGCGUACUGUCCCGCCGCAAAGAAGAUGCGAGUUAGCCGCCGCGCGACCACAGCGUAUUGUGUCGCCACGGUCUUCCGUCUACUUGCAGCUGUCGGUAGAAGCGUGCCCCGGCGUCAACUACUUGGAACACGUGCAGGCGCGCGUGUCUUUGUCGGCAGCGCGGCGAGGGGAUCUCAGGAUCGCGUUGACGUCACCAGCUGGGACCAGGGUCACGCUACUCGCGCCAAGACCGCACGACUCUUCCCGGGCCGGAUUUAACUCAUGGCCUUUCAUGUCCGUUCACAUGUGGGGAGAGUCCCCGCUCGGCGUGUGGCAACUAGAAGUGUCCAACGAAGGCCGAUACAUGGGCCGAGCGACAUUGCAAGACUGGUCAUUAACAUUAUACGGAACUAGUUCACCAGCGACCAAAAACGAUCCGAUACCAUUCCGGAAUCCCAUUAUACGGAAGGGGAACGUGACGCGUCCCGUAGUGGUGCAGGCGGGACGUAAAAAUAACAGAGGGAAGCCCCUGCCAAUAGUGCCGACCUACACAGUCGGACUAGUCAAGAGGAAAAAGAAUAAGAAUUCAAAGAACCCGAAUAGGAAUUCGCAGAAGUCAAAGCAGAGUCGGCCGGCGACGCGCUCUCCGAUAGAAAGUACAACGCCGCGCGUGACAACGCCUACAGCGCCUGAUCUCAGCCUCAAUUUGCGAGGGGACCUAGCGGACCCUUUGGCGGAUGCUCGCGGGCGCAAGAUGUCCAGCCUGUUCGAGCAAUAUCCGAAAAUCCAACGUAUAUACCCCGCGCCGCUGCAAGCCAACGCGGGUCCUCUUACACAAUGGGAGUUGAUAUUCUACGGGACGGAGACACCUCCUCAGGAAGUCGAUGCGUCCCCGGAGACGAAUCUAGUUGGUCCGGGACCGGUUGUCGAGGAAGUUCCCUGGACGGGUGUCAGUGAACCCGAGUCUAUGGAAGAUGGAAGGAAGAAUACUAUCGAUGAUGAUUUGGCACUCGUCUGGCAUGACUCGCAAACGACCCGUGAAGAGAGCCCGCCAGCUGCCGGUGACGUGGAAACAGGGCAGUACUCAAGCAGCGCAGCGGGGUGCGUCACACGAGCCCCCCAACUACCCCAUACCUGUCUAGAAUGCGCGAAGGGCUUGCAUUUGUACAAAGGCCGGUGCUACAACCAGUGCCCGGACGGCACGUACGCCAGUGAGAUAUCGUGGGACAGGAGCUCGAGACGACGUAACCUCACUUACUUUUCCGAAGGUGCUGUUAUGAAAAGGCAGGAUGUUAACGCGACCGCUUUAGAGGCUUUGGACAUGGAGCCUGUCAACGAUACGAAAACACCACUAACAUGUCUUCCUUGUCAUUACACUUGUGCGACGUGUGUAGGACCUCACGACAGCCAAUGCACCUCUUGUUUAGACGACGCUAAGCUGUACAAUGUAACUGGUACUGAACCGAAAUCGUACUGUUAUCCAAACACAGUGUUGUCGCAAAUUAGAGACGCAUACAUGUACUCUAGGAUGAAUUUGGCAUUAAUUGUAGUCGGGUUUGUAAUCACGUUCACCGCGUUGUACUUUACGAUACCCUGUAUUUUGAGACGGUAUUGUUACGGCGGUUAUUACUUCUCCAACGUGGCGUAUAAUAAAUUGGCUGUAGACGAUAAACAACAAAGCGCCGUGGAGGUCGAGGAAGAAAUCCGCAAGGCUUUAAAGGAUAACAGUGAAAGUGAAUCGGAAGACGACUUGAAUUUAUAGCAACUGUUAACAUUCCAACACAAGUAUUACGAACUAAUUGAUCAAGAUUAUGUUAGUGAUUAGGUUAAUGUAGUUGUAAACUAAAGCAGGGCUCGUGUUUGUGAUAUUUCAAUCGGUUGUCACAGUUUUUCGUGUUUUAAUGUUAGUAGACGAGGUAGAUAGAACGAUUCGUACAAAUGAUUAGUAAUUUCGUAUAGGUAUUCGUUUGUCCAAAGAAAUUAUACAAGACUAUCAAACAUCUUUUCUUCAAUUUUACAAAUUUCUCCGUCAAUCUACCUUUAGUAGUAAUAGUUUAGAAUUAAAUUAACAGUCAUAAUAUCUACAUUCUGUUAGCGGGAUAUAGUUUCUUUUGUAUGAUUUUCAUGACUAAGUAAUUUUAAGGAACGCGAUGAUUUCAUAAGAAUCUAGAUCAUAAGUACUUUUAUAAUCAAAAUAGUCUGAAAGUCUACCUUAAACAUAAUAUUAGGAGACUGUUAAACUUACCUUCAUUAUAUUUGCAUCGCAUAUUAUGCAUUUUUUCUCUACUUAUUUUCAUAAUCUCAAUUGUAGAUAUUUCUUUACUAAACUAAGAACCUAUAGAAGUGAAUUGAACAGCUCAGUUCGCGGUUCAUUCGAAAUUAACAAAUUAAUAGCAAGUAUUACUGCUCGAAGAGACUUGACUAUAAUCAUCUAGGUUAAUGUUUUCUCUUUUAUUUCAAUUAAUCAUAAGUAAUGAUAAAGCAUAAUAAUGUGUAUUUGCUCAAGUUGCCAUUUGUUUGUUUUCUACUGUCCUUUAAUGGAUAUGUAAAUAUUUGUAUGUAUAGUAUAAAUGAGUUCCUAUUUU
Molecule: messenger RNA, 4370 nt
Organism: Manduca sexta (tobacco hornworm)
Lineage: Eukaryota; Metazoa; Arthropoda; Insecta; Lepidoptera; Sphingidae
Gene: Fur1
Product: furin-like protease 1
Exons: 16
Coding region: 347-3547 (1066 amino acids)
Biological process (GO): peptide hormone processing
Cellular component (GO): Golgi membrane; trans-Golgi network
Molecular function (GO): serine-type endopeptidase activity
Source: RefSeq, a predicted model, not a curated record